This is a messenger RNA of Penaeus vannamei (Pacific white shrimp), 4404 nucleotides long. Lineage: Eukaryota; Metazoa; Arthropoda; Malacostraca; Decapoda; Penaeidae. The record is from RefSeq and is a predicted model, not a curated record.
UAACUGCUUGGUAAACAUCGGCUUUGAGUCAAGAGUCGAAGUCGUUUUCCGAAAUCUCACAUAUUAUUCUUUUUUUCUCACAUAAUGUGUGUGUCGUUAGUUGAUUAAUUUAUAAUCUUCAGAAAGACGAAAUCAAGGUAAUGGGGAGAAAGAAAAAAAUUACAAAGGAUCCUGAGCCUUAUCUUAUUCAACAUGCACCACUUAACUGGGACCAGCUCAGCACUAUCCUUGAAGUGCAGGACAGUGAUGACUCCCUGAAGGCUGUGGUUACGCAGGUUGCCACUCCAAGAGCCGGACAGGUUUACUUGGUAGAAUGUGCAGGUGCUCGAUUCGCUCGAUAUGAUAGCCACCGCUGGACAUCAUAUUACAGACAUGAUGGCUUGGGAGCCCUAUUGCCACAAGGAGAAGAGGAUAUAUACAAAGAUAAGAUUGAAGUCCGAUAUAAUAAGAAACGUGGAAAUCAUGAUAACCUUUGCAAUGAGGCUGUCAGGAUUGUGUAUAAGUAUAAAUCCCCUGGAGAUCUUGUUCAGGGAAACAGAGAUGUUUCCUAUCAUGUUGUCCAAUAUUUGGAAAAGUUACCAGACUAUGUAGAAACCAAGGUAAAACAAGACAAAGAAGUACAAGACACAGAAAUUAGAGAACUUGAGGAAAUGGCUAUGAAAGAGAAGGCAGUAAAACAGGCAGAAAAGGAAACAUGUUCACCACAAGCAGCAUCAAGCAGCUUUGGAAGAAAGAGAAAGCCAAACAGCAGGUACACAGAUUUAUACAAAGUGGAAAUGACCACAACAAAGUCUCAGCAUUAUAAUGAAGAAGAUACAAGAACAGACUACGAGGAUAGUGAGUAUGAAGAUGAACUCUAUGGAGAAAUGACAGGGAGCCCCAAAAUAACUGAAGUGAGGAAACUGAUUCGUGGAAAACGAGGCCGACCUCCCAAAGUGAGAGGGAAAGGACAUGGUCGACAUGGUGGGACAACAUGGAUGGCUGGGUAUGGUGCAGAAAAGACAAAACCAAAGAGUUCAACCUUGUUCAGAAUGUGUGAAGACGACGAUGAUGAUGAUGAUGACGAUGUUGAAGAAGAGGAGGAGGAAGAGGAAGAAGAAGUGAUUAAGGAAGAGGGAGAAGAGGCGAUAACAAAUGACUCAGUGCAUGUUAAUCUCCAGAAAGUAAUUGAUGAUGAAAAGGAAAAAGAGAAGAGAACUCAUGACAUGAAAGGAGAUGAAAUGGACAUAGAUUCUGGACAGAUAUGGUACUGUGUUGACUUUCCCUCUGCAGCCAUGAAAGCCUCAAUUCCUUUGACAUUGUCCCAAAUAACAGAAACUUUUGAGAAGAUCAUUCAAGGAAAGAUGCUGGUAUAUACUUCUCAAGUUUUGAUAGCAAAAUCAGGAGAUGUCUUUGCCCUAGCUGAUGAAGUUGCCCUUAGUGACAGUGAGUUGUGGUCAAUGAAAAGUAGCUUUCCUCAGCAAAAUAUGCCUUGUUUGACUGUCACAUGGUAUGAUCGCACUACAAUUCCACAGGAUUGUUUUGAUCUGCAAGAUAAGCAGCCUGAUAUCAAGCUAAUCUACAAAUCAAAAAAACAUGCCAAAUUCUGCAUGGUUCACUACCUCACCCUAGAGUCAUCUGGCUUGAAGUCUCCUGUUAUCUUGUCUGGAUCUGAUACCCCAAGCUCAGACUCUGUCCUGCAGUUAUUAGAUGAUCCAGAAACCAUAUCAGAAUGUUUUGAUGAUCUGAAGAUUAAUGCUCUCCAUGCGAGUGAAAGCAUAGCAAGCACGUCAGUAAAGAGUACUCAGGAAAAUAAGUUGAGUACAGAAAAGAAGGGAAAGUCUCCUGGACGGCCAAGGCAUAGGGGACUGACAAGCGAAGGGGAGCUUGAAACCAAAGGGAAGAUCUUUAGAGAAGGGCAACAGGAAGGGAGAAAAAGGGAAUAUGCAGAUGAUGAGCCCCAGCCUUUCCGCAUUUAUACUAAAGGGAAACUGUACCAUGCUGAUGCAGAUGAAAUAUUUAAAAAAGUGGAGGCAGGGGAAAUUACUGUAUACAAAGAUGAGAUAAAAACACCUCAAUAUGGAGAUAUGUAUGUCCUUGAUAAGAAUUUUGUUCCAUUUAGUGAUUCAGUUCCCUGGGUGAGGGAGUACUACUAUAAGGCUCACAAUAUACUCAUGGAAAGGUUCACAUUGCGUGAUUCCAAAAUGGUGUUCACUCAUCCGCUCCCUCCUGCAGCAAAGUCUGUUUUCACCCUUGUUGAAAAUGAGCCUCAGUUGUGCAUUGUACAUUAUGAAAAAGGCAACAUUGGACGUGGAAAGAUAAAGCAGAAGUCUGCAAAAUCAGAAGAGCAAAAGGAAGGAGAACGGCACAAAAAGAUAUACACAGAAUCCAAUUCAAACUUGACACUGUCACUGGUGGCUGCAAUGCUUUCCAAUCCUGAUGAGAAAAGAAUUGUCAGUGCUCCAAUACUUAACCCGCAGCCAUUCCAGGUGUACCUCCUGAGGUUACCAUCAGAAGAUAAUGCUAAAGUAAUUGAUAACUACAGAUGGACAGACAAAGGCUUUAAGCGGUGGCCUUUAGGAGUAAGCAACUCGGAGACAAAGCUGCUCUGUUUCCAUUGCCCAAUGAAGAUGGCACGCACCGCCAUGUGUACAGCCCUAAUGAGACACGAGUUCAAGCACACAACAGCUUCCCCUGACCUUAGAGUGGUACACUACAUGCCUACAAGAGAGUUCAGGGAAUUUAUUGUUAUUUCAAAUGCUGCCAAACAGCUCCAAAUGACAUCUGAGCUGGCGAGGGAGGGCUGGGAAAACAUGGAACUGGAGUCAGAGGCACCUCUCUAUGUUUCUUCGAGUCGCCUCAAGCCUAUCACAGUGUGGGACCUGUUGACCAGAGAUGCUCAACAUGCCAGUCUUACAGGUCUUGUUAGGAUGGAGAUCAUCAACCCUCAACCUGGGGGUGUUUACCUCAGUACCAAAUAUGAAGCACCAGAUUUACUGGUUUGGGAAGAAUUAGGAAGAAUCCAGAUUCAGCCAAGGCUGUACCAAAUAGUAGAGGUUUGUGAGAAGAUCAGUGAUGCACAACCAUAUCUCCUGAGGUUGUGCUACACGUCACCUAAGGUUCCCCACAAAGUUUUAGUGCAUUACUUGGGUGACACAAGACCAUAUCUCAUUAAGGAAUGUGAGAUAGUGAUUGAUGAGUACACUGGAGAACCAGCAUAUAUAACCAAGGGAUUGUGGAAGAAAGGGAAACGUAAGGCCUACUUGAGUUCAGAAUAUGCACUGGCAGAAGAGAAGCUGUACCGGAUCAGCAGCCAUCACAUGAGGGAUGUUGGUUGUAUGCCACUCAAGCUAGAAGACCUUGACAUUACAGUUAAGCUUGAUCCUCACAACCUCCCUGAUGACAAAGAGGAACUAAUAGCUCCAGAUAAACCAGGUCUCUACCUUUAUGGCCACAGAAUGAUGAAGAAGAGGAUAGUUCGUCUCCUAGAAAAUCUUGAUCGGAGUCGCAAAACACAAAUUCCUAUAAAGAAUCCUGAGGCAGGAGAAGCAUAUUUAGUGACAAAACCCUCAGGAACUAAGGCAGCUAUAGACUCCUACAAAUGGACCCAGAAAGGCUGGCAGCCUAUACCUCGGAAGGACCCCCUAGUUUUGUGGCGCUGGGGAUUGCUGCGGCACAAAAAACAAACAUGGGCACCACCUCUGAUCCGCAUAGAUUAUGUGCACCUCAAAGUCAACACAGAUCUCAUGCUAGUCCAUUAUAUUCCAACCAAAGAUAAUGAAAUGAUGCUGGAAAUUAAGAGUGCUAUUGUACCAGUCCGUGCCCAAACACAUUCUCUCCUGUCCUUGGGGGAUGUAAACUUUGGUCAGCACUCUCAGUUGUUAACUAACAGUGCUCUUCCUCCAAGCCACAUAUGGGAACUGCUUAAUGCUGGAGGAGGGUUAGCAGAGCCACUCACUGAGCCUCAACCUGGGGGUGUUUAUGUUAUUAAUGUUGGUGCCAAAGAGAAGUUGGACUUGUAUCGCUGGAAGACAGUAGGUGACAUUCGACUGUCUUCCAAUGACUAUGGCCUGAUGGAAACAUCCUACCUUAUUACAUGGGAGCCAGAAGGACUCUUUGCUCGCCUCACCUACCACACUCCUCUUAUCAAGAACAGAACAGUUAUACAUUACCUUGGGGACUGCAGACCUUAUUAUGACAAAGCAAAGGCUGAGGAAGAGGAACGUCAGAAGAAAUUGGAGUACAUUAGGAAGAAGACUGGGAGCUCUCUAGAUAUUGAUUCUGUUGGUGGUCAUGAUGCUCAUCUGUCUCUUUCGGACAUUGGCCCUCGAGAUGCUGCCACAGAAGCAGUUGGCUCCAUCUUAGCAGGCUUAGGAUCUAAUAUCAUGGACACUGAUAACCUAAAUCAAACUUUUGCAGAAUUAG